UUCUACAGAUAUUAUGUUUUAGUGUCAAUCCAAACGUUGCCACAAUUCAAAGAGUGAAGUUUUCAUUUCCUUCCUCCCAGCUACGUCCAGGUCUUAGAAUCAAUGCACACAAAACCUAAGGGAACAUUUCCUUGUUAAUCAAAACGAACGAAGUAAGUAACAAUGUGAUCUUGUUUCCAAUAUGGAUAUAAGGCUAGUGUUUUUCGUCAUCUGUGCCUGUUUUAUGAUACACUCUCCUGCUCAAUCACCUGUUAAAGAGGUACACAUUCUUGGAGACUUCGUUUUGGGAGCGUUGUUUCCAAUACACGACUCCAAAGACGGAACCUGUACGUCAGAGGUCAACGAACAAGAUGGGAUCCAGAUUCUGGAGGCCACCAUUUAUGCUCUCAGUGAAGUGAACACUUCUCUGGCAAGAAAAGGAUUUAGUUUGGGAUUAGUAGCCAGGGACUCCUGCUAUGAUACAAGUAUAGCACUACAGAACGCACUGGAGUUUGCACAGAAGCGAUAUAACUCUCAACCAAAUAGGUUUGAGAACUGUACCUGUUCUUCGACAGAUGCCAACAACAUCAUUGGUGUAAUUGGUCCCCCAAGAAGCAAGGAAACCGUAGAUGUAGCAAAUCUACUUACUUUGUUCAAAGUUCCACAGAUCAGUUACUUUGCCACAACCCCAGAACUAAGCGACAAUGUUAGAUACAAAUACUUCAAGAGGACUGUUCCAUCUGAUACCUUCCAGGCCAAAGCAUUAGUCAGUAUACUGCGUUCUUUGGAUUGGCAAUAUGCAAGCAUUCUUUACGAAGAUAGUAACUAUGGAACCGAGGGGUACACAGAAAUCAAAGCUGCCGCAGAGGAUGCUGGGAUAUGUUUUGGGUUCGAUAAAAAAGUAAAGGAAUCAAGCAAAGAAGAGGAGCUGGAAAAUAUCGUGAAAGAUUUGAUGAAAAAGAAAAACACAAACGGAAAAGUCGUCGCUAUCUUAUUCAUGCAAUAUGCCUUGGCAUACAGAAUAAUGGUGAUGGUAGAUAAAUCGUAUAAUAGUUCUGACGUCAUUUGGGUCGGAGGUGACGCGUGGAUAGGAAGGGAGCCACCUAGCGGUCACAAGAAAAUUAUUGAAGGAGCCAUAGGGAUCAGUCCUGAAACUAGAAAGUAUCCAGGAUUUGCCGAGUACUUUAAAAGAAUAAAUAUAAGUAACAGUCCUAACCCCUGGUUUGGUGAAUACUUGAAACAAAGGUACGGCUGUUCUUUAACUGACAAGAAGAAUAGCUGCUCUGCAAUCCAAAUCAAAGAUUUUAGGGAACUGUUAACAGCCUACAAUGUCCGAAAUGCUGUAUACUCUUUUGGGAGUGCCCUGGAUAAUAUUCACACUUUACUCUGUGGAGAAAAUUGGGGUGUAUGUCAAUCAAUGGAAAAUAACCUUACAGGAAAUCUGAUACUCCAAUAUUUGUCCAACGUUUCAAAUCCCUUCAACACAAGUUUCCAUUUUGUAAAUGGUGGUGACGGUCCCAUCCGAUACAGCGUGUUACAAUACAAGAGGCAGCAAAAUGAUUAUAGAUGGAUUGAAAAAGGAAAUUAUUCUGGACAGGAAUUGAUAUGGAAAACAAUGAAUCGACCUGAAUACACCGCUUCUGUGUGUUCGCUGCCUUGUCAGAAAGGUCAGUUUCGGAGCAGAGGCGAGGUUUGCUGCUGGGAGUGUAAAGAAUGUGACUACACAGAGAUUGUAAAUGCUUCUGAUCCGUACAACUGUCAGACAUGUGAUAUCAAUUCCGGAAGGACAUCCAAUCCUUCUCAGAACGUUUGUGUGGAAAUCCCUGUCGAUCAUCUUCAUUAUGAUAACCCGUCUAUUCUGGUGAUUUUCGUAUUAUCUACUCUCGGAAUCAUCAUUUGUUGUGUUGUGUCUGUUGUUUUUAUCCUCAAACGGACUACACCUAUAGUGAAGGCCACUGGUUUUGAGACAAGUAUAGUCCUUCUUGUAGGAAUCCUUUUCUCUUAUAUUUCUCCAUUUAUUCUUGUAAGUGAACCCACUAUCGCUUCGUGUGCCUUUUUCAGAGUGUUUCUAGGUCUCAGUUAUACGAUGGCUUAUUCGUCCAUUUUUUCAAAACUGAUGGUCUACAAUCGAGCCUUUGAUGUGCAGUCAUCAAUAAAAAACAAAUCAAUCCAGGGACAAACAGUAUUAAACAGAAAUAUCUGCACUAUGAAGACAGCCCUUAUUAUAUCACUGUCGCUCUCAGGCUUGCAUUUCCUUGCUCUGGUUUUCUGGAGUAUUGGGGACACUCCGUCACCAGUAGUCAAAUACUCCGUGACACGAGAAGAAGCCAUUGGUAUUUUGUCAUGUGCGGAUCUGGACAAUUUUAGCUAUUUUGUGAGCCUUGCCUUUUCAUUCUUGUUAAUGAUUGCUUGUUUGGUGUUUGCAAUUAAAACAAGAAAACUUCCUGAUGGUAUGAACGAUUCUCAUGAGAUUAUGUAUUGUUCUUUCACUUCUUUUGUACUCUGGAUUGCGUUCAUUCCUUUGUAUGCUUUCUCUGAAAAUAAACUUGUCAAAGUUAUGUCCCUUUCCAUAUCGCUGAUCAUCCACGGUUCAGCUUGUUUACUGUGUCUCUUUAUAACUAAGAUGUACAUUGUGAUAUUUCGCCCCGAGAAGAACAACAAGGAAAGAGUCAUGAGGACGACACCAAGUCGAAGUCGAGACUCGUACAGCGGAAGUUUCCAAGGCAGUCGUACGUUUGAAAAGAGGCAAUCCUUUGGUGUGACUUUGGAGGAGAAAACCUCCACUAACUGCACCAGAAAACUUUCCUCAGCCUGUGUUGCAGACGACACGGAGGAAGAAGGGGAAGACUACUCUGCCACAACCGGAACUCUACCCUUUAAAAACUCGAUCGUAAUCGACAGAUCUGAGAAGUAUUCUGAGGAGGCUGAGACUGUUGUCAAUUCGCUAAACAGAAACAGUGGUGAAAAACUCCUAGGGAAUAAAGAGGAUUUAGAGAAUAUAACAACAGGGGAUACCUUGCCAAAUCACAAAAUCAAUGGGGAUAUUUUUAAAAAUCAGGAUGAGGAUGAAAGAACUGCAGAACAUACAAACCAAGGCAGCUUUCUUAAAAAUAUAGGAGUCAAGUCGAGUAGUUUCUUGAAACGAAUGACGUCACGCAGAUCAGAAAAAUCGCAUGUCAGUCAGGAAAAUAUAACCGAGGGAGGAAAUCAGAACAGCAAAUCAGAGAAGACGGUCAGAAGACUGUCUCAGUCAUUGCCGGAUGUUCAUUUUAAUAACACCUAAGAUUUCAUCAAUUCAUUUCAUUUGUGUAUAUAUACACUGUAGUGUCAAUACUCAUAUUUUCAAAGUUAUUUAUUUGAAUUCACUCGCAAUAUCAUUUUAAAAUACUCAUUUCUAUUAUACCUCAUUUGUUAUUGAUUAAAAAUCAAAGCCAAAUACAAGUCAAUUUUUCGUGAAGAUUUAUAAAAUUGAGUCAAAUGUUGACUACGUUUUUCAUACUAAUUGAAUAUUGUUCUUUAUCUCCAUAUCCUUCAUCAUAUGAAGAAAGUGAAACAGGUUUUCCUAAGUGCAUUCCUAUUUACAUUAUUACAUAUUUGGGAUAAUGUUUUUGUCUAUGGUUAUCUCAGGACCAUGUAUUCAUGUUAUAUUAAUUGCAGAAAAAUGACCGAAAUACAAGAUUCUCAAGAUUCAAGAGAUAACUAUUCUCUUCCUCUUCUAAG
Saccostrea cuccullata (small rock oyster) is the source of this 3699-nucleotide messenger RNA. RefSeq names its product metabotropic glutamate receptor 8-like. Lineage: Eukaryota; Metazoa; Mollusca; Bivalvia; Ostreida; Ostreidae. The transcript has 9 exons. Gene Ontology annotation, molecular function: adenylate cyclase inhibiting G protein-coupled glutamate receptor activity. Gene Ontology annotation, cellular component: plasma membrane. The record is from RefSeq and is a predicted model, not a curated record. Gene Ontology annotation, biological process: regulation of synaptic transmission, glutamatergic; G protein-coupled glutamate receptor signaling pathway. The coding region runs from base 182 to 3262 and encodes 1026 amino acids.